This is a messenger RNA of Lathyrus oleraceus (garden pea), 1788 nucleotides long. RefSeq lists its product as uncharacterized. The transcript is spliced from 7 exons. The record is from RefSeq and is a predicted model, not a curated record. Lineage: Eukaryota; Viridiplantae; Streptophyta; Magnoliopsida; Fabales; Fabaceae. The coding region runs from base 1 to 1788 and encodes 595 amino acids. Gene Ontology annotation, molecular function: zinc ion binding; nucleic acid binding.
AUGGGGCGUGCCGUCACCGAGGGAUCAUUUAUUACCAAGGGCGAUGACGGUGUCGUUAAACAUCCAAAAGAUUGGGAUGAUGCUGAAACCAAAAGCGCUUCAUAUGAUUUGAAAGCGAGGAACAUACUUAUUUCCGCUUUAAGCGCUAAAGUGUUAUAUUUAAAUUCACAUUAUACGAGUGCUAAUAGUAUGUGGGACGAUCUCCAAACUCUUUACGAGGGAUCUCAUGACGUCAAUGAUUCUAAAAUCAAUAUGUUUACAGAGGAGUUUGAACUAUUUCAUAGGAACCCGGAGAAUCAACAAAUUGAGAAAUUUGGGGAGUGGAAACCAAAGGUCAUUGCUAUAAAAGAAUCAAAUGGUCUUAGUACUUUGGAUAUUACAAAAUUGUUUGGAAAGUUAGCCAAGUACGAGAAUGAGCUAAAUCGAAUCCCCGAUAGCGAAGAAGAAAUAGGUUUAUUCAUCAGACGAUACAAUGGAUAUCUAAAUAGAAACAGGCUCAAGCAUAUCGACAAAGGUCUAGUGAAUUUUAAAAAUACUCAUCCACCAAAGAAAGAUCACAAGAAAGGUGAUGAUGAUAUCACAUGUUACGAAUGUGGAAAAUUGGGACACUAUAGACCCAUAUGCCCAAGUCUCACAAAACAUCAUAAAAGUAAAGACAAUGAUUUCUACAAGAUGAAGAGAAACUGUUACAAUGGUUGUAGAGCCUACAUCGUGUGGGAAGAAGAGGAUGAGAGCUCCUCCAUCGAUUCUUGCUCGAGUUCAGAUGAUGAGUGUGUCAACUUUCAUUUGAUGGCACGUAAGAAAGGUGAAACUUCAAAGGUAUAUAAUUCUUAUUUUGAUAAUGAGUAUUCUUAUAGUGAAUUGUCAAAUUCAUUCAAUGACAUGUAUGUUGAUUCUAUAAAAGUGUUUAAGAAAACUUCUCUCCAAAAAGAAAUGAUUUUAAAACUUGAAGAAGAGAUAAGUCAUAUUAAUCAUGCUUUAGAAUCUCUUAAGAAAGCAUAUACAUCUCUAAUGGAUGAGCAUUGUAAUGUUUCAAAUACUUUAGUUGAAAAGAUGGAAGUUGUGGAAUGUGUUAAGUGUCCAAUUUUAAAACUUGAAAUUGAAAUUCUUAAAGGACAACUAACACAUGCUACUUCACUAUCUUGUACUUUUUCUAGUUGUGAAAGAGGAAAUAUUUUUAAGAAAAACUCUUGUGUCACUAAAAGAAAUAGAAGAAAUAAUUCUUCUAAAUCUAUUUGCCAUUAUUGUGGAGAUAAGGGUCACAUUAGGCCUCUUUGUCAUGAAAGUUUUACCUCUGCAAAAAGAUUAUGGUUUCUAGAUAGCGGAUGUUCAAGACACAUGACAGGAGAUGCUUCCAUGUUCAUCAAGUUCGAUGAGAAUGAAAGUGGUCACGUCACGUACGAAGUCAAUAUGAAAGGUAAGAUUCUUGGUGAAGGUAUUGUGGGAAAUACCUUACAGUUACCAUUGGAAAUUUGUGUAACUGAGCAUAAGACUAGUAAGGACCUUGUGUUUAAGGGUUCUAGGAUUGAAAAUGUCUAUAUGCUUGAUCUAGAUGAUGUUUCAAUGUAUGGAACUAAGUGUUUGGUAGCUAAGAGUGAAGAUUCUUGUUGCAAAUGCUUUAUUUUAAAUAAUAGAAAGGAUGGUAAAUUCGAUGCAAAAUCUGAUGAAGGUAUAAUAACGGAAAGAUUGGUCGACGAUGAAAGUUCCAAAGAGGAUUCUACUCCUUCAACAAAGGAUGAGGACAUUACUGAAGAUAAAGAGGAAAGGUUACAUGAGAAUGAAAAAUAG